UGCAGAGCUCUGAGCGGAUGUUUCCGGUAUGACCAUUGCUUGACAGAUCAGGACGGACUGUCUCUUUCAGUGGCUGUUUUUGAUGGCCCAGCUAUGCACUGAGGUAGAAUGGGACAGAGCACAUCGGGCCCAGAGUCCCCAGAACCUCCACAGCAGGACAGAUUUGGAAACAUCAAGAGUUUAGUGGAGGAUCAGCUGCAGACCAGCAUGGUGGUGGGAAUUGUAAUCGGCGCUGGAGUCGUCAUCGUUCUCAUCGCUGUCCUCAUAUUUUUUGUCCUGCGCAGGAUGCAGCUCCGCAAACUUGAAGCUCAGGAAGCCCCGAAGUAUCGUUUUCGUAAAAGAGACAAAGUCUUGUUUUAUGGGAGGAAGAUUAUGAGAAAGGUGUCUCAAUCCACCUCUUCGUUAGUGGGCUCCACUUCUUCCUCCAGGCCCCGCCUCAAAAAGAAACAGAAGAUGCUAAACAUAGCCAAAAAGAUCCUGCGCUUUAAGAAGGAAGUGCCCACUCUGCAGAUGAAGGAACCUCCUCCGUCAGUGCUGGAGGCAGAUCUCACAGAGUUUGACGUGGCCAAUUCUCACCUGCCAUCUGAGGUGCUCUACAUGCUCAAGAACGUGCGUGUGUUGGGUCACUUUGAGAAGCCGUUGUUUCUGGAGCUGUGUAAGCACAUGGUGUUUCUGCAGUUCCAGCAGGGUGAAUAUGUCUUUAGACCUGGUCAGCCUGAUAGCAGCAUAUAUGUGGUACAGGAUGGCAAGCUGGAGUUGUGUCUUACUGCACUGGAUGGAAAGGAUGGGGUGGUCAAAGAGGUUUACCCUGGAGACAGUGUUCACAGUCUGCUAAGCAUCCUUGACGUCAUCACAGGACACCAGAGACCAUAUAAAACUGUCUCAGCAAGAGCGGCAGAAGUGUCCACUGUCCUCAGACUGCCUGUCGAUGCCUUUCUGUCCAUCUUUGAGAAAUACCCAGAGAGCCUUGUGCGGGUGGUUCAGAUCAUCAUGGUCCGUCUUCAAAGAGUGACUGUUCUGGCCCUGCACAACUACCUGGGGCUGACCAACGAACUCUUCAGCCAUGACAUGCAACCCCGUCCCUCUCCUGCCUCUCCUCAUCCAACACGCUCCAGUCCCAUACGACACAGCAAACGCUUUGGCAGUCUCACCGUUCCUGAUAAACAUCGUGAGGCCGCUGUCCAAAAUGCUACUGGUGGUGAUCAUGGAAAGGAGGGUGGCGCAACACCGACCCUCAGCAGGACCAUAUCCAUGCCUGUCGACAUUGCGGGAAUUCAGAAGAGCCUGCGUUCAGAUUUCGACAUGGCUUAUGAGAGAGGCCGUAUCUCUGUAUCUGCUGAGGAUGGAGCUCCCAUUCCACCUGCUUUCACACGAGAGCAGCGGGAGAGGAAGGUGACGGUGGAUGAGAUUCCUUCAAGUGUAUAUUUGUAUCCUGAGGAGGAGUCAGGCAUGGACAACAUUUUUUGUCCAUUUCAAGGACGACCUAACGCUACACUGUUCGAGGAGGCCCAGAAAGACAUUCUCAAACUCAUGAAGAUUGAGGACCCUGCCCUGCUGAACGGGAGGGUGACGUUUCAUCACGCUAAAGCUGGAUCUGUGUUAGCCAGACAGGGAGACCAGGAUGUGAGUCUGCAUUUUGUCCUGUCUGGCUGUCUUCACGUAUAUCAGAAGAUGAUUGACAAGCAGGAAGCCGUGUGUUUGUUCGUGACCCAACCGGGUGAGAUGGUAGGUCAGCUGGCUGUUCUCACAGGAGAGCCGCUCAUCUUUACCAUCAAAGCUGAGCGUGAUUGUACCUACCUCAAGAUCUCCAAAUCUGACUUCUAUGAGAUCAUGCGUGAGCAACCAAGCGUAGUUCUCAGUGCAGCUCACACUGUGGCUAUCCGCAUGUCCCCGUUUGUACGGCAGAUGGAUUUUGCCAUUGACUGGAUGGCUGUUGAAGCUGGACGGGCCCUGUACAGGCAAGAUGAUCAGUCCGACUGUACCUAUAUUGUGCUGAAUGGACGUCUGCGUUCUGUUAUCCGAAAAGCGAAUGGGAAGAAGGAGCUGGUUGGAGAGUAUGGACGAGGAGAUCUCAUUGGAGUUGUGGAGGCUUUGACUCGGCAGCCUCGUGCCACCACAGUCCAUGCAGUCAGAGACACUGAGCUGGUGAAGCUUCCAGAAGGAACACUCAACAACAUUAAGAGAAGAUACCCGCAGGUGGUGACACGCUUGAUCCAUCUGCUCGGGCAGAAGAUUUUAGGGAACCUCCAACAGCCCCGUGGACCUUUCUCAAGCUCUGCCCUGGGUCUGCCAAGCAUGGCGUCAAGUCCAGACGUCACUAACCCAGCCAGUAAUCUCUCCACUGUGGCCGUGCUUCCUGUUUGUGAUGAUGUGCCAAUCAAUGCCUUCAAUUUGGAGCUCAGCCAUGCUCUCAGCGCCAUAGGACCAACUCUGCUGCUAACCAGUGACAUCAUCAGAGAAAGACUUGGCGCUUCUGCUUUGGACAGUAUUCAUGAAUACAGGUUAUCAGGUUGGUUGGCUCAGCAGGAGGACAUUAAUCGUAUAGUGCUGUAUCAGACGGACAGCGGUAUGACCCCAUGGACUCAACGCUGCAUCCGACAAGCUGACUGUAUCCUCAUUGUUGGUCUUGGAGACCAGGAACCUGCACUUGGAGAGUUGGAGCAGAUGUUGGAAAACACAGCGGUUCGGGCCUUGAAGCAGUUAGUUCUGUUGCAUCGUGAGGAUGGGCCGGGCCCGUCGAGAACCGUUGAAUGGCUCAACAUGCGAAGCUGGUGCUCUGGACACCUUCACCUAAAGUGCCCCCGUAGAGUUUUCUCACGAAGAAGCCCUUCCAAACUGCGAGAGGUAUAUGAAAAGGUUUUCGAGAAGACUGCAGACAGACACAGUGAUUUCUCACGAUUGGCCAGAGUACUCACAGGAAACAGCAUCGCCCUUGUGUUGGGCGGAGGCGGAGCCAGGGGUUGCUCUCAUGUUGGUGUAAUCAAAGCCAUGGAGGACGCAGGAAUUCCCAUCGACAUAGUGGGAGGAACGUCCAUUGGUUCAUUCAUUGGUGCUCUGUAUGCAGAGGAAAGAAGUGCUGUUCGGGUCAAGCAGAGGGCGAGAGAGUGGUCCAAGGCAAUGAACUCUGUGUUCAAAACGGUACUGGAUCUUACUUAUCCAAUCACGUCCAUGUUCUCUGGCUCUGCCUUCAACACCAGCAUCUCCAAAGUCUUCGAAGACAAACAAAUUGAGGAUUUGUGGCUGCCUUACUUUAAUGUGACCACAGACAUCACAGCUUCUUCUAUGCGUGUUCACAAAGAUGGCUCCCUGUGGCGCUAUGUCAGGGCGAGCAUGACCCUUUCCGGGUACCUGCCACCCCUCUGCGACCCUAAAGAUGGAAACCUGCUCAUGGAUGGAGGAUACAUCAACAACCUGCCAGCGGACAUAGCUCGUAAUAUGGGCACAAAAACAGUCAUCGCCAUUGACGUGGGCAGCCAGGAUGAGACUGAUCUCUGUAACUACGGUGACAGUCUUUCGGGUUGGUGGCUGCUAUGGAAACGAAUCAACCCGUGGGCGGAGAAAGUGAAGGUGCCUGACAUGGCUGAAAUCCAGUCCCGUUUGGCUUAUGUAUCUUGUGUGCGGCAGCUGGAACUCGUCAAGAAGAGCGCGUACUGCGAGUACAUUCGGCCACCCAUUGACCGCUUUAAGACCAUGGACUUUGGAAAAUUUGAUGAAAUCUAUGAUGUGGGUUAUCAACAUGGUAAACUGGUGUUUACUGAGUGGGCUCGUGGGGACAUUAUUGAAAACAUGCUGAAAGACCAUCGCUCAGCGGACUACAAUGACAGCAAGAAGACUGACUCAUGCACGUGUCCUAGUGCAGACUUUACUGAUCUAGCUGAAAUUGUGUCCAGGAUUGAGCCGGUGCAGAGCUACUUAGGAGCCGAUGCAGAGGAGUCUGAUUAUGCGACGGAGUACGAGGAGGACGGGAUGGACACAGUAAGAGAGGAGGAGGGUGAGGAAGAAGAGGAGGAAGAGGCCGAAGACCCUGAGGACCAGUCUCCUGGAGAAUGGGGACCAAAUGGGAUCUUUCCACCAGAUGAAGAGAAGACAGUCCGUCAGAGGAAGAACCUCACCAGGGACCCCAACGUGGACUUCUCUGGAGUGUCAGAUUGCUGAAAAGCGAGUAAUGCAGGGUCAAAGGGCACUGUAAAGAGAUGCAAAGUCCCACCAGGGGCUGAAGAGUAUAAAAACGAAUAUAGAAGAAAAGACUUCUGAAUUAAGAUUUCUGGAAAGCCACCAAAGAUACUGUGAUUUAGACCCUAUUAACACUACAUUACCCAAAAUUGUGACUCUGUUUUAUGCCUUUGGGAUUUUUUUGCUCAAAGACUAUGACAACAGGGUCCAGGGAUUGUGGGGGGCCACCAAGGCAGAGGAACCACUCCUUGAGGUACUUUGCCACUAAAAUUAGUGGCUCCUACAUCUUUUAGGAGUUUCACGGGAAAUUAUGUCUACAGUUGGGGCCAGUAUACCUAAGUUUUGGAUUUCCUGUCUGUUUCCAGACAAUACCAUUUCAGUAGAGUAGUGUGUGGUGUGACUGAUUUCUGAUUUUAAUUUAAUUUAAUUUAAUUUAAUUAAUUUUUUUUUUUUUUUGAAAAUGUGUUUGUGUGUGUGUGUGUUUGUGUGUGUGUGUGUGUGUGUGUGUGUGUGUGUGUGUACGACCACAAUCUAAACAUUCAUUGGCAACUUCUCCCAUUAAAUGCCUUCUAGACUGAAAAUGGCUUCCCAGGAUGCAUUGUUGAAGGUCUGAAGCUGAGACAAGACUGUGGAGGUUUAGAAACGCUUGAAGAGGGAAUUAUGCUGCUUUAUAGAGACCCAUUUUAAUUACAAUGGUUAGAUUAUGGCUUGAUGAUAUUUGAUUUAAGGUUGCAAUGCUUGCACAUUAUUAGAAAAAAAUCACUGCAGAUUUUCAGUAACAAUAUGUUCCUGACAUCUGAUAUUAUUUUAAUGACGGACAACAGAAUGGAAAGUUACGCGGGUGGUCAAAUGUUGGAUAAAUUAUAAUAGGAAAGAUCUCAGUGGGGGUUAAAAAAAAAAUGGAUGGUUAAAUAGUGUAGAGUACAGAUGGACUGACUGCUGAGAUGGAAAUGUGUACAGAUGGAUACAUCUGAGGGGUAGGAAAUCAAGAAUGACAAAAAGUAAAAAUUGUACUAAGGUGAAAUAGUAGGAAAGAGAAACGGAUAAAUGUAGAGAGGUUGAGUGAGGUACAUACUAAAGUAUGGUGUAAAGAACAAGAGUGAGGAAAUAAGAACAAUAUGCAGUGAGAAGACGAGUGAGCAUGAAAGAAAGAGAGGAAGUGAGUGAGGAAGUGUGUGCAGAAAAAAAAGAUAGCGAGGAAGUGAUUGUGGUGAGAGCAGUAUAGAGUGAGGGAGUGAAUGCGGUAGAGGGAGGGCCUGAUUGUGGUAGUGAGUGAGGAAACGAUUGCAGUAGUGAGCAAGGAAGUGAAUGUGGUAGAAAGAGGGUAGAGCCCUGCAUUUUAGCCCGGGCCCAACGGGCCCGACUUCUUUUGCGCCCCUUGGGCAGUUUUCAAGUCAUAGCUCAGACGUGGGCUGGGCAUCUGUUUUUAGGCUUCUCCUUAUUUGUAUAUUGUAGACAUCCAUUACUCAUGGUGAUGGAAAAAAAAGAUGAUAAUAAUAAUAAAUUGCCGCAAUGGUGGAAACAACAUGGCGACUGUCAAGAGCGGCUCAGACGGUGUUUAGUGUCCCAUCAGCAGCAGCAGCGAUCGCGCCUUCAGUGCAGCUUGAAGAUUUACGCGUUCAAGUGCAUGCAAUAGGCUAAAGCUUGCAGCAAAACACCAGCAAAAGUAACUACCAUGAAUGUUUGGGGGGGAAGUAGUAAGGUGGUAUUUUAAUAAUUAAUUAAUAAACUAGUGUUUUCUGAACAAGUAUUGCAAAGACGAAGUUGAUGAUCCUGAGUCGCCAUCUCCUCAUUGGACGCGCCUUUAGAGAGACGUGCAUCUUUAGGGAUUUUAUAAUGAAAGAGUCUUUGUUUUUGAUUUGAAUUAUUUAGUUUUAAUGCAGUAAUUUAAAGCUUUCUAUAGAUAUAUUUAUCAAGUCAGUGAGGCAAGUAGGCUAUUCACUUUCGGUUAGUUUCGGUUUAUCAGAAGCGCUCCUGCUCAAAAGCGAAACUGCAGAAAGCACAUCCCGUUUCAUUCUUUCUUUAUUUUAUAAAAGCACAACAUUUUGCUGAUAUUAUGAAUGCACACAAAAGUACAGUUUCGAACAAUUUAUUACUCUCAUGAGCAAAAAUUACGUUGUAUUUUUCAAUGUUUCCAGUGCAAGUGAUCGUUUGGUACUUUAAAAAACAAAAACUUACAUUUAACGGAUGACAAAUGCUCCAAACGUUUUUCUAAAUUAACUUAAAAUAACGAAACAAAAUAUAAUCACUUUGCCAUUUUAUACAAUAAUGAGCUUUUUUUAAUAGCUGAAACAGUAGUAUAAGUUGUUUUGGGAGAAGAGGAUAACAAGACGGGAUCGGGCCAGACUCUGGCCAAGAAUUCUGAUAGGCUGUCGGACAAGGGCCGGGCUAGCGCCUGAGCAUCUCCGGCCAGAGCCGGGCUAGGGCCUGGAUUUUAGGCCCGUGCAGGGCUCUAAAAGAGGGGGAGUGAUUGUGGUAGUGAGCGAGGAAAUUAUUGCGGUAGUGAGCGAGAAAGCGGAUGCUGUAGUGAGCAAGGAAGUGAGAACAGUAGAGAGUGAGGAAGUGAAUGCAGUAGAGAGAUGGGGAGUGAUUGUGGUAGUGAGCAAAAAAGACUGUGGUAGUGAGCGAGGAAGUGAAUACGGUAGAGAUGGGGAGUGAUUGCGGUCAGAGUCAGGAAGUGGAUACAGUAGAGAGCAAGAGUGUAAAGAGUGUGAGGAAAUGAAGAGCGGUAGUGAUCACGGGAGACAGCGAGGAAGUGAGAGUGGCAGAGAGUAAAAAAUUAGUGACGAAUUGAGGAAAGGGAAUGCAGAAGGCUUUUAUGGGGAGUUUUAUUAAUGCCAGAAAUAUCUCAUGUGGAAUUGGAUGCGUGUUUGUCUUUUGCCUGUGUGUGUGUGUGUUUUUAGCCUUUCAGAAAUGCAGAACUACUUGUGCUUCAGGUAGACGAGGUGGAUGCCUUAUUUUGUUAUUGCACAUUCACAAAGCAAAAAAAGAGAGAUGAACAAAAACACCUGUAAUAUAAUCCUAUGAAGACGUGGGGAGUUUAAAUUGUUAUAUUGCUAAAUGGGUGCCGAGGACACAGUGUCCAGUACUGGAGCAGAUCUUCCUUGCACUCCAAAGCCAAAUGUCAUCCUUCCCGUAUUCACCAACCUAAAAAUUGUCUAUAAUCAAUGUAUAUUAUCUCUGAAACCUCACUGAGAUGUACAAAUUCCUCAACCCUAAUCCUUUUGCUUUGUUUCAGUCUUUUAUGCUGAGACUGUUUGUUUUAUAUGUUUAUGAGAACUGAAAGGAUUGCCAACUACUAUUUAAUUUAUUUGUUUUACCACUGGCUUUUUUAAUAGCUUUUUAAAACACUUUAGAGAUUGUAGAGAAAACAGUAAGCGGUUUCUUAUUUUGCUUGAUUAGCAUUUUUGCACUGAUGAUAAUCAAGGAAACAUAAUUUUGAAUGUCUUAACUGUCUAAUAUGAGAGGUGGCUGAGGUAUAGACGGGUCACGUGUGCGACCGUUUGAAACCUCAGGAAUUAAAGCUCAAGAAUGAAUAAUAAAAUCCUAUUUAAUGCCAUGCUGACUAAAUUAAUUUUUUAAAUAAGGCACAUGUUCCUGAGUGAUUAUGUAUGUCUCUUUGAAACGUAAAGCAACUUUAUCCAAGGGAAAGACUCAAAUAAAACCUAUUCUGUUA
Molecule: messenger RNA, 7849 nt
Organism: Labeo rohita (rohu)
Lineage: Eukaryota; Metazoa; Chordata; Actinopteri; Cypriniformes; Cyprinidae
Gene: pnpla6
Product: patatin-like phospholipase domain containing 6
Exons: 34
Coding region: 109-4155 (1348 amino acids)
Biological process (GO): phosphatidylcholine metabolic process
Cellular component (GO): endoplasmic reticulum
Molecular function (GO): phosphatidylcholine lysophospholipase A1 activity
Source: RefSeq, a predicted model, not a curated record